Molecule: messenger RNA, 261 nt
Organism: Acanthocheilonema viteae
Lineage: Eukaryota; Metazoa; Nematoda; Chromadorea; Rhabditida; Onchocercidae
Source: the annotation of a GenBank genome assembly
UUUACGGUUCAAAUUGGUGAGCGUGACUAUUCCGCGUUAACACGUUUAAUGGAUUAUUCGGUUGAUGCUCAAACGUUAUUUUCGCUUGAUAAAAUUGAGCUCUUUCGUGUACAUUUCAUUUCCACCGUUGAAUUACCGCUUCGUGGUUAUUUCACAUUAGACGAACGAUUUUCCAGGAAGCGAACAUCCAAACAUUUGCAGAAUUUUAAAAAAUGGAUCGGUGCUGCCAAUUUGGGUGAACGAUACUGUCAACAAUAUUAA